UUUCCUUUCUCACCAUUGCUUUAAACUAAUAAAUCAAAAUGUGGAUAUAUCACUAUCUGCUCCUUGGUUCGUUUGAUUUCACUGUCAAAAUUUUUUGAGAUCCCCCCCUCCCCCUUUUUGUGUCUUUUGUUUCUUGAUCGGACAAAUCCAGUCAAUCACUCAUGGGAGUGUUGAUUGAAGAGGAACAAUGAAACUCCAGUGAGGAAGAACGGUGAAAAGGUGACUUCCAUGGUGCUCCGUUGUUUGCUACGCUCGGGAGGGGACCCUACGGAAACACUCUGACGCUCAAGUGAGAACAUGGGGAUAAAAGGGGAAGUGAGAUGAUGGAGUAGAUAGUGUGUACCUUGUGUUCUCUUUAAACUUUGUCUUUAUAGAGGUUGACUCGCGUGGUUUGAGGUAGUCAUGAGUGCUUAGUACAUUUUUUUAGCUUCGUGCCCUUGUCUUGGUUGCCGGUCCAUAGUUACUUGAUGUGAUGUGGUGAAGUGACAUAAACAUCCUCGGUUUGGUGAUUGACCGUGCGACAGUGAGGACAUCGUCGCCUAUACGAGGGUGGUGAUGGUCAUGAUCGGUGACGGGUUUGAUUGGUAUGAGGCGAUCAAGUUAUGGAUUGGACAUCGUCUGACAUUUAGUUAUGGAUGCCGAGAGGUAUGAAAGUGAUUGAAUCUGGCUAUCGGAACAGUAGCCAUCUAGCUCUGGUGCGCAGUGAGCUGCGCACUGAGAGGUAUAUGUGUUCAGGGCAAUCACGCUCAAAGGACCUGGGAUCACCAUCAGAACUAUAGUGACCGGGGAUCACCGUCAGAACAUUUCUAAAACCCUCCUUCUGCCAAUAAAUUUUUUCUUUUCAGUUUAAUUUCUUCACAAAAAGGAAUGAAUUGAAAUGCAUGAUUGUCUUCCUGUGAGCUCAGAACUUUGUCAUCACUGGAAUAUAAAAUAUGACCCACCCUGACAUAAUAAUUUAACACAUCUAUUACCAAGUUGAUAUAUUGACCACAGUAGAUAUGAUUUACUUGCACAGCAGGUAAGGUGGUUAGGAUCAGUGUUUUGGGUUGAGAUUUUCAAAAUCAUUGUUGAACCAGUGAAGGAAUGUGGGAAUUCUCUGUUGGUUUAUAUAUGAUCCAUAUCUGGCCAGACUCAUUGCUCUAUGCAGCAAUAUAUGGUGCUGUUGAAUCUGCCUCCACCGCAGUGUUUGGUCCUAUAAUUGGAACAUGGGUUGAUAAGUUAACGUAUGUGAAGGUUUUGAAACUGUGGUUGGUGAUACAGAAUCUCUCUUUCAUUAUUGCCGGGGCCACUGUGUUUACCUUACUUGUCUACUCAUCUUUGAAGUUUACUUGUUUCUCAGCUUUCAUAUUGCUGGUUUCUAUAACCAAUGUCUGUGGUGGCAUUGGGGUGCUUUCAAAUCUUGCCGGUACCAUCUUGAUUGAAAGAGAAUGGUUGUUAGUUAUAUCCGAAGGUCAACCCCCGGAAUUGCUGACAAAGAUGAAUUCAGUUACCAGACGCAUUGAUCUGAGCUGCAAACUUCUUGCUCCUGUUAUAACUGGGUUUAUAAUAAGCUUUGUAUCCCUAGAAGCAUCUGCUAUAACUCUAGCACUCUGGAAUACUGUCUCUGUUUGGGUAGAGUAUUGGCUUUUUAUCUCGGUGUAUAAGGGGAUUCCAGCUUUGGGCCAAAGUAGCCUGAGGAGGAUGACAAGAUUUCCACGAAGGGAUCUAGAAAUGAAGAAUUCAACUUCAGAGGGAGAUAGCUUGCUUUCUGUUACUGAUAGUAACACUGAAUUGGCAGAUAGAGAAAGCUGGAACAAAAUUUCUGAGUGGAUUUCAAGGAUCCCUUAUAUUGAUGCAUGGAGAGUUUAUUUACAGCAACAAGUUGUGCUACCUGGACUAGCUCUGGCUUUGCUAUAUUUCACUGUACUCAGCUUUGGAACUCUAAUGACAGCCACAUUAGAAUGGAAAGGCAUAUCUGCAUAUGUUAUUGGAAUGGCACGAGGAAUAAGUGCUGUAGUUGGAAUCGCUGCAACAGUUCUAUAUCCUUUGCUGCAGUCUCGCAUACCGACAAUUAGAACUGGACUUUGGUCGAUCGGGUCUCAGUGGGCUUGCCUUCUCCCCUGUGUAGCUGCAAUAGGGAUAAAAAAUGGCCUUCUAUCAUCUUAUAUUUUGAUGGGAAGUGUAUCUAUAUCUCGGCUUGGACUGUGGAUGUUUGACUUGUCUGUACUUCAACAAAUGCAGAACCUUGUGCCAGAAUCUGAUCGUUUGAUUGUUGGAGGUGUUCAGAAUUCUCUGCAGUCCUUGAUGGAUUUAUUGGCCUAUGUUAUGGGAAUCAUAAUAUCUGAUCCACGGGACUUUUGGAAGUUGAUUCUGUUAUCGUUUCUGGCAGUCACAUUAGCUGCAUUCCUUUACUGCAUUCAUGUAUACCGCGCGGGGAGGCUUAUCUUUCACUUUGACAGACUUCUUAAGGGAGCAAAUGUGGAAGAAUAUUCAAGUUCAAAUUACAAUCCAUCGGAAGAAGAGGACAUACCAAGAAAUACUUGUAACAAUGACGAGGUUCUGAUUUGCGUGGAUAAAUCUAGCAGGUUGAAAGGGUGUUUUGGGGAUGGUUGCUUACAAUGAAAGAUAAGCAAGCCACGAGCCCAGUGAGUGUUUUGCUUGUUGGUACAUGUCUAAUUCUCAUUAUAAGUAAAAUCUCGAAUUCGAGCAUUGCAAAACUCUUCUAGGAGAGUUAGCCCUACCAUAAUGUAAAUGUUUCCGAUUAGAACAAGAUUGUCUCCCAAGAAGGAUAUAUAUAUAUAUUUUCUGAAAUGAGUGUCUACACAUACUUUGUGGUGUCUAUGAAUAAUCUUCCAGAAAGAGUACAAACUUACUAUACAGUUUAUGGCUACAUUUACUCAACCUAGUGGGUGCAUCCAAUAUAUCCUCUUUGAUGCAUUCGGUUGGAGCUAGUGAAAAAGAAAUGGAUCUCUCACGCAGCAGCCAAUUCACAGCAAAGCAUAUUUAUGAGCUAUUUCAACUAUUGGAUUUUACCGAGUUGCACAAUUAUUUGGUGCAAGAGUUAAAGUGUAAAACCCUCUUCUCUCCCAAAAUUUCUGUUCCUUUUUACUUUCUAAAUCAGCAUAUACUAAGUUGCAUAAUGUUUUGGAUCCA
Lotus japonicus is the source of this 3132-nucleotide messenger RNA. RefSeq names its product solute carrier family 40 member 1-like. The coding region runs from base 1084 to 2601 and encodes 505 amino acids. The record is from RefSeq and is a predicted model, not a curated record. Gene Ontology annotation, biological process: iron ion transmembrane transport. The transcript has 10 exons. Lineage: Eukaryota; Viridiplantae; Streptophyta; Magnoliopsida; Fabales; Fabaceae. Gene Ontology annotation, cellular component: membrane. Gene Ontology annotation, molecular function: iron ion transmembrane transporter activity.